Messenger RNA from Trichobilharzia regenti, 385 nucleotides. The record is from the annotation of a GenBank genome assembly. NCBI's taxonomy places the organism in Eukaryota, Metazoa, Platyhelminthes, Trematoda, Strigeidida, Schistosomatidae.
AUGUCAAAUGAAGCUGCAACAGAUAAAACAGACAAUCUACAAUUGCUUUCAGAUGCAUUUGCAAUUCGUGAUAAUCUGAGAAAGUGUUUAGCCAAGUCAAACGGUGUGGUAUCGAAUUAUUUCCAAGAAGAUGGAUUGGGUGAUUCGUUGAAAAAUGUUCUUGCAAUCAUUACGAAGCGGUUGAAGAAUCGAAGUGAGAAGCUUUGCUCAUAAUUGAACGCAUUCAUCAGUGUCAAUUAGUCAAGUGGAGCAUGAUCGAAUCGAUGAAGAGUUGGUUUCGCCGCCACUUCAAUGAAUGAUAUACUCUUAUGUCUUCAGCCAAACAGCUUAUUUUCCAUGUAGUCUGUCUAUCACCUUUCAUAUCUAAUAAAAUUUAUCGUUUGAA